AUGGUUAAAAGGAAAAGUCUAGAGGUGAUUUCUGAACCCAACAAAAGGCGGAAAGAUCCAUCAAUUGCGGAUGAAGCUUGGCGAAAGAUGCGAGAUGCCAUUGAAGCCACGUUUUUGUUAAAGUGUCCUGGUGAUUUUUUCACUUUCUAUGAAUUUUGUUGUAAGCUAUCUCCAGACGAACCUCUCAGUAGGGCCUUACGUGAGGAGCUGGACAUCGAGCUCGUUGGGCCUUUCGAACUUCUUAAUAGGGACUGGAUUCCGGACGCGUCUGAAGAUUUUUCGUGUUGUUAUCGUUACUUCCACGACCCACCCGAAUUUGUUACAGUAUUUGCUGCUCCCUCUGGAUUUUAUCAUGUCGGAUAUUUUCGGUAUAAUUGA
Dibothriocephalus latus is the source of this 378-nucleotide messenger RNA. The record is from the annotation of a GenBank genome assembly. Lineage: Eukaryota; Metazoa; Platyhelminthes; Cestoda; Diphyllobothriidea; Diphyllobothriidae.